CUUCUACUUCCAUUUCUCAUGUAGUCUCUCCCUCUCUCUCCAAAUUUCUCAAAAGUUUUGUUUUGUUGUUGCAAGAUUGCAGAGAAAAUGAAGAACUUUCUCUCUCUUGGAGUCCACUCAUUGUGCCUUAUAGCAGUUUUCUUCAUGAUGAUAACAGUGGGAAAAAGCCUCCGACCCCAUUACUUCACCUAUCAUGGAAAAGGUACCCACAAUGGAGCUCAAAGUCAAAUGUACCCUGAGGAAGGAACAAAGGAAGAACUAGGGAUGGAGCUAUACCCUACUGGGUCGAGUUUGCCCGAUUGUUCCCAUGCUUGUGGACCUUGCUCUCCUUGUAAGAGGGUGAUGGUGAGCUUCAAAUGCUCCACUACAGAGUCUUGCCCAGUUGUUUACAGGUGCAUGUGUAAAGGGAAAUACUACCAUGUGCCUUCCAAUUGAUACAAUGUGCUAGCUCAAAGGCAGCAGAAAAGUUUGCGAUCGAUCCCGAUUGGCUGCUGUGGCUACUUUGUUCAAGCAUUUGGCCUCUCCUUCUUCAUUUGGACUGAAAUUCCAGAGUAAUUUUGAGUUUUGUAAAUUGUAGAAUAGGAGGAUCAAAAUUCUGCAGGUUUGUUUUGGGGAUUUAGUGAAUGGGUCUGAGUUCUUUUUGCAGAUUUUAGUCUAAAAUGUAUGUGUCCACUGUUAUGUUCAAUUUGAAUGCUGAUGUUUGUG
Ilex paraguariensis (yerba mate) is the source of this 705-nucleotide messenger RNA. NCBI's taxonomy places the organism in Eukaryota, Viridiplantae, Streptophyta, Magnoliopsida, Aquifoliales, Aquifoliaceae. The record is from the annotation of a GenBank genome assembly.